Messenger RNA from Camelina sativa (false flax), 5105 nucleotides. RefSeq lists its product as uncharacterized. NCBI's taxonomy places the organism in Eukaryota, Viridiplantae, Streptophyta, Magnoliopsida, Brassicales, Brassicaceae. The record is from RefSeq and is a predicted model, not a curated record. Gene Ontology annotation, molecular function: nucleic acid binding; RNA-DNA hybrid ribonuclease activity. Gene Ontology annotation, biological process: DNA integration.
AGGGCAAUCUCGGGAAUUCACGAUGGGAACCCUAGAAAACCCUCGGUCUACAGUCCACUAUAUAAAGAAACAGUACUCACUGGAGAAAGGAGGGGGACUCGCAUGCAAUACCCCGAGAGCAAUACUUUGCGUCUAAAAACUCUUGUUAUUCUCUGUAUAAUUUUCUGUUAGCUUCCGAGCUCGUCGUGACUCACUCGUUAGUUCUCCUGUGAACUGACGAGCACGAUCUUGACUCGUUUUAGUGACGACCUCGCAUUCCUAUCGUUAAUAAAGAACAAACUUCACUCUUUCCCCCUAAAAUCGAUAUUUAUUUAGUGUUGUGCAAUCCCCAGUACAAACAAUUGGCGCCCACCGUGGGGCAAGAGUAGAACACUUCUUUUUGACGAAUCAAUACCGACGGUCCUCACUUCCUCGAAAUUUCAAGAUUCAUGACGAACCCUAGCGACGAUCUCAACGAAGCAACGGAGCAACCGACGGAGCAACUAACGGAGCAGCGAUGGGGGCGAACGAGAGCACGAACCGUACCACCUCUACCUUCUUCAACCAUCUCAGCCGAAGGCCCCUUGCCGAGCGCGACACCUCCGCCAGCGCCCGACGCGCCCUUCGAGCCUCUUACAACUGCUGCAGCCGGACCCGGACCUGUCACCGACCAGCUGGUAACUGACGCCACCGCUCUCCUCAGCGCCGCCCUCACGUGCGCUGCCGCUCUCCCCAGCGCCACUCUCACCAACGCCGCCGCUCACCCCAGCGCCACUCUCCCCAAUGCUUUGCCCAUCCAGAGGAGCGGGCUCGACGACCUGAUGCAAGUCAUACUCGAUCGACUCGACGGUCAGGAAGCGCGAACAAAUGAACGGCUCGAAGCAAUCGUGGCGGCACAAGAAGCAUCGCAAAAUCAAAUAAGCAGGCUCCAGCAACGACGGAGCGAGCGCCGGAGCGAGAACGACCAUGGCGAGCAGCACGCGAAUCCACCGCCCCCUGCGCCGCUGUCCGUCGAAGAACGCUACGAAGGCCACAGACGCCGCCCAGCGUCUAUAGUCGUAGGAUCCAUCGAUCGACGUAGCAGGCGGGAACCAGCUGACGAACACCAGGACCGUCAAGGCCAGCGGAGCCGAAGCCCACGGACUCCGACAUUACCGGCCCGACAGUCUGAGGGAGACCUCAAGGAUGAAACAAUACGGCGCCUCGAGACGAUGCUCCACGAGCUCUCCUCGAGAGUACAUCGGGCGACGAGCUCCGCUCCCAAUCUCGAUCGAGUACUGGAGGAAGUCCAGCGCUCGCCAUUUACAGCACGGAUCUCCCGCGUUCGCAUUCAUUACGUGAACAAAUUCAAGUUCGCCCCGUAUAAUGGAUUGGAUGAUCCAAAACCGUUCUUAACUUCAAUGAGUGUUGCGAUUGGCCGAGCUCAUUUCAGCGAGGAGGAGUACGAAGCUGGCUGCUGCCAGCUAUUUGUUGAAAACUUGGCCCACGAGGCCCUAGGAUGGUUCUCCCGACUCCCGCCGAACUCGAUCGGAAGCUAUCACGAGCUAACAACCGCUUUCCUACAACACCAUUCCACGUUCAUGAUUCGAGGUGCCUCGAAUGCCGACCUCUGGAACAUGUUUCAACAAAGCAACGAGUCACUCCGGGAAUUCAUGGAGAGAUUCAAAAGAAUAGUCUCGAAACUCUCGAUCGCCGACGACACAGCAAUCUCAGCUCUCCGUAAUGCUCUUACUCACGGUUCCCGAUUUCGGGAAGACAUCAUCAUCCACGAGCCCCUAUCCCUGGACGACGCGUUACACCGCGCCAACAGGUACAUCGAGCUGGACGAAGAAAGCGCAUCGAGAGCGAACCGACCAUUGCCAGAACCGCCAACCUCAAAGUCGGCCAAAGGAAAGGAAAAGGCACAGGACGAGCAUCAUGAGCCUCGUCAGCACUUCGACAAGGAAUACGCUGAUAAGCUGGAAAAAGCAAAGAAAGCUCAAGCGUUCGCUGUUAGCGAUCAGGACCCCCAGGCGUCAUCAUCGAAACCCUGGAAUAACAAAUGGGUCCGGGACCCAUCGGGUAAGGGUGGAAAGAAGUACUGCAACUACCAUAAACGAGCAGGGCAUACCACUGAAGAAUGCCGCACCCUCCAGCAAAUACUGCUGGAUAAAUUCAAGGGAGGCCACAUUGACGUCGAACACGAGCGACGACUAACAACGGCCCACAGAGAUAGUCAAUUUUUUAACCCUGAGGACGAAAACCCCAGUAGGCAGUACAGCACAGCUCCCGCGCCACAGCACAUCACAAGGGCCCUACCCCUGCCCCCGCCCCCAGCACCAACCCUUAAAAGGAACCCCGAGCCGGUCGACGACCCAAAUGCUCCAGCUCCGCGCCGAAGAAUUAAUAUGAUUAUGGGCGGCCUAACGACUUGCCGAGACUCGGUGCGUUCCAUCAAAGCUUAUCAGCGGGGACUAGAAGUGAAGCGGGACUGGAUGGCUCAAAGUACACCGCCGACUACAACCUAUGAGCCGAUCACAUUCACAGAAGACGAUGCGUCAGGCCUAGCUGGGCCGCACAACGACCCCCUCGUAGUCGAGAUGACAAUUGGUGAAAGCAUAGUCACCAAAAUCUUGAUUGAUACUGGCAGCUCGGUAAACGUCAUUUUCAAAGACGUACUAAUUCAGAUGGAGGUAGACCUGCGAACGGCCGAUCAUGACGUCCAACCCCUCACAGGCUUUGACGGCGACACGGUUAUGACAGUUGGUACGAUCAUGCUACCAAUCUACGUAGGCGGAACGAUGCACUGCAUCAAUUUUUCCAUCAUCGAUAAACCAAUCGUCUACAACGUCAUCCUGGGGACUCCAUGGUUGCAUAAGAUGAAAGCUGUGGCGUCGACGUACCAUCAGUGCGUAAAGUUUCCAACCUCAAGAGGAAUAUUCACGCUACGAGGAGACCCGUUGAUCGCCAGAACUUGCUUCAUCAUCGAACGACAACAGCGCAGUGCCCGCACCUUCGCAAUCUCAAACCCUGCCGAGCAGCCAGAUGGUCGCGUCCGUCCCAACACCGAGCUAAUCAUCCAGGUAAACAUCAACCCUUCCGACACGACUCGUUGCGUGGGGAUCGGUGCCGACCUGCCGCAGACUAUCAAGGACGAGCUCGUAAAGUUUCUGUCCCAAAACGUCGAAACCUUUGCAUGGAGCAUGAGCAGUAUGACCGGAAUCGAUCCCACCAUAACAUGUCACGAACUCAAUGUGGAUCCAACGUUUAAACCGGUCAAGCAAAAGCGAAGAAAACUCGGACUAGAGCGUACGGCCGCCGUUAACGAAGAGAUCAAAAAACUACUCACGGCUGGGUCCAUCAGAGAAGUCAAGUACCCCGACUGGUUAAGUAACCCAGUAGUUGUGAAGAAAAAGAACGGCAAGUGGCGGGUGUGCGUCGAUUUUACCGAUCUUAACAAGUCGUGCCCAAAGGACAGCUUUCCUCUACCAAGAAUCGACCAACUGGUCGAAGCGACCGCGGGGAACGAGCUUCUAUCGUUCAUGGACGCAUACUCCGGGUACAACCAGAUAAUGAUGCAUAAAAACGAUCAAGAAAAGACGGCCUUUAUCACCGAUCAAGGCACUUACUGCUACAAGGUUAUGCCGUUUGGCCUGAAGAAUGCUGGUGCGACCUACCAACGCCUUGUCAACCGGAUGUUUGCCGACCAGCUCGGCCGAACAAUGGAAGUGUACAUCGAUGAUAUGCUGGUGAAAUCAACUCACGCUGCCGACCACGUUUCACAUCUCGCUAAGUGCUUUGAAGUUCUCAACCGAUAUAACAUGAAGCUGAAUCCAGCUAAGUGCUCGUUCGGCGUAACUUCUGGAGAGUUCCUAGGAUACCUCGUCACCAAGAGGGGUAUCGAAGCUAACCCGAAACAGAUUUCGGCGCUUACCAACCUACCAUCUCCAAGAAAUACUCGAGAAGUUCAACGACUUACUGGGCGAAUCGCCGCCCUCAAUCGAUUUAUCUCACGAUCUACCGACAAGUGUCUACCGUUUUACCAGCUGCUUCGCAGCAACAAAAAGUUUGAGUGGGAUGAUAAGUGUGAGUCUGCCUUCCAGGAGCUCAAAAACUAUCUCGCUACUCCUCCAGUCCUAGCUAAACCUGAUCAGGGGGAAACGCUUUACCUGUACAUCGCUGUCUCCAGCUCGGCGGUCAGCGGUGUACUCAUUAAAGAGGACAGGGGAGAUCAGCAUCCCAUUUUCUAUGUGAGCAAAAGUCUCGAUGGAGCUGAGCUCCGAUAUCCAACCUUGGAGAAGCUCGCCUACGCCGUAGUUAUCUCGGCUAGGAAGCUACGUCCAUACUUCCAAUCUCACACUGUUGAAGUCUUAACUAACCAGCCGUUGAGGACCAUCCUACACAGUCCGAGUCAAUCAGGUCGCCUGGCCAAAUGGGCAGUGGAAUUAAGCGAAUAUGAUAUCGAAUACAAGAAUCGCACUUGUGCGAAAUCUCAAGUACUCGCAGAUUUUUUGGUUGAGCUCUCCCCUGAACUAGAAUCAGGGGCUCCGCGCGCAGAGAAAUGGUCGUUACACGUCGAUGGUGCUUCCUCCCGACACGGCUCUGGGAUCGGAAUACAUCUCGUUUCGCCGACAGGAGAAGUACUCGAACAGUCAUUCCGGCUCGCCUUCACUGCCUCAAACAACGAGGCCGAGUAUGAAGCCCUGAUCGCAGGAAUGAGAUUGGCAGGUGGAAUCGGGGUUAAGAAGUUACAAGUUUUUUGCGACUCGCAACUAGUAACUCACCAGUUCAGCGGCGAUUACGAAUGCAGGAAUGACCGAAUGGACGCUUACCUUAAGGUUGUCCAGGAACUGUCCGGCUCAUUUGAGUCGUUUGAAUUGACGAAAAUCUCUCGUAGCGACAAUGCUCCAGCUGACGCCCUGGCCGUCCUCGCUUCAACAUCCGACCCCGACCUCCGUCGAAUCAUUCCUGUCGAGAGUAUUGAUCAGCCGAGCAUCAAUCUCCCAACGAACAUCGAUCCCAUUGCUCAAGAUUAUAAAAAGAAAAAGGUUAUGGAGGAUGCGAGCAUCAACAUGCCAUCCUCAAAGAAACAAAGAACAGGUGAGGGUCCUCCCGUGCUAACAUUGCAUCAACAUGACUUCUGUUAG